AUGAGUUACUGGCGGCACAAAAAAAGGCUGGUGUCUCUGAGUGCCAGUCAUCAUCCUCAGACAAGACGGGGACCAGUAGCACGACGCAUGCCUGCUCCAGGCCAUGGCAGCAGGGUGGCUCUCUCGACCUCCAUGGACUAUCGAUUUCUAGGAGCUGUUGCACACUUUGGCGAGGAGCGCGACGUACCCGAGAUUGAUCGCCUGCAGCUGCGUCAACUGCCACUUGACUCGAUGGAUGCAAGAUCUGAUGGAACUAUGAAGUGA
Messenger RNA from Aspergillus fumigatus Af293, 264 nucleotides. RefSeq lists its product as uncharacterized. The transcript is spliced from 4 exons. The record is from RefSeq and is a predicted model, not a curated record. NCBI's taxonomy places the organism in Eukaryota, Fungi, Ascomycota, Eurotiomycetes, Eurotiales, Aspergillaceae. The coding region runs from base 1 to 264 and encodes 87 amino acids.